AUGCAGUUCAAGCUUUCUGUCGUUGCGGCCCUUGCCGCCGCCGCCUCCGCCGCCGUUACCCCCGCCCGUCUCGGCUGCGGUACUCAUGAUCCUACCCCUGAGCACAUUGAGAUCUCCAAGAAGCUUGCCGAGGAGGAGGCUGCCAACAAUGGCACCGUGAGCCUGAUGGCGGCGGCCACCAUCAACGUCAACGUCUACUUCCACGUUGUUGCUUCUUCCCAGACUGUGGCAAACGGCUACAUCACCGACAAGAUGCUGGCUGACCAGCUGGCCGUCAUGAACAGUGACUUUGCCCCCCACGGCAUCAGCUACACCCUGGUUGAGACCACCCGCACCAUCAACGCCAACUGGGCCCAGGAUGGUGACGAGAUGGCCAUGAAGCGCGCCCUCCGCAAGGGUACCUACAAGGACCUCAACCUCUACUUCGUCCGCACCCUCGGCGGCGACUUUGGGUACUGCUACUUCCCUACCACCGCCGCCGCCGGCUCCACCGCCUACAUCCGCGACGGCUGCACCAUUCUCUCCUCCACCGUGCCCGGCGGCAGCGAGACCAACUACAACCUCGGCAAGACCGUCACCCACGAGGUCGGCCACUGGUUCGGUCUCUACCACACCUUCCAGGGCGGCUGCACCGGCGAAGGUGACUCCAUCGCCGACACUCCCGCCCAGGCCAGCUUCUCCACCGGAUGCCCUACCGGCCGUGACUCCUGCCCUAGCCAGGCUGGUCUUGACCCCAUCCACAACUACAUGGACUACUCUUACGACUCGUGCUACGAGGAGUUCACUCCUAACCAGCAGACUCGCAUGUACAGCUUCUGGAACCAGUACCGCGCAUAG
Colletotrichum abscissum is the source of this 837-nucleotide messenger RNA. Its product is annotated as metalloprotease. Gene Ontology annotation, molecular function: metallopeptidase activity. Lineage: Eukaryota; Fungi; Ascomycota; Sordariomycetes; Glomerellales; Glomerellaceae. The coding region runs from base 1 to 837 and encodes 278 amino acids. The transcript is spliced from 2 exons. The record is from RefSeq and is a predicted model, not a curated record.